Messenger RNA from Prorocentrum cordatum, 399 nucleotides. The record is from the annotation of a GenBank genome assembly. NCBI's taxonomy places the organism in Eukaryota, Dinophyceae, Prorocentrales, Prorocentraceae.
ACAUCUUGGCUCAAGCCGCUGUUUCGCCGAAGCACCUCCCAGGCGAUCUCUUGGAAGCAGAGCCCGUGCCGCGCUCGGCGUGUCUUUGCCGCAAUGGCCCGCUCCGCGUCCCUGCUGAUCGCUUGCGCUGUCGCCGCCAUCGCCGCUCUGUCGGUGGGCUCCCUCGUGCUGUCCUUCGUCGGCGCCUCGUCCCCGGCCUCGGCGGGCCUCCGGACCGGGCAGCGCGCCCCCGCCGUGGAGAUGCACUUCUUCGGCGGCCCGCCGGUGACGACCACGCCCCCGCCGCCGGUGGGCUUCAGCCUGGGGGGCGUGGGCGGGAACAACUACGUGAUCUCGAUCACCAUCCUCUUCUUCGGCUCGGUCCUCGCGAACGCCAACGGCUUCUUCGGGCCGUGGUGA